GUUUCGAUAUCAGCGAAAAAACAUAUCUCGCGUUGAUCGAGCGACUAGAACAAAGAUGUAACGAACCCGACGUUACAGUUACAUUGCUAACGGAUCGAAAAUGUUGAAACAGUCCGUUACCGAUACCGAAGCGGCCGUGCGGCACUCGUAGCGGCUGGUAAGCAGGAAGCGAAGCAGAAACUGAACUUGCGAGAGCAUAUUAUUGAUCGGAGGGCCACUAGUGCGCCAGCGCAACGCAAUCCUAAAGGGCAAAACAGUAGCAAUAUCUACCCUCGUUCACGUUUCGUGUGCAGUGUUCUAGUGCCGUUCCAUCGUCCAUCCGGCGCUUUUACUCUGACGCUUGGCAAAGUGUCGUCGCGCGUGGCUAACAUGUCCGGUGACAGGGACUAUAUCGGAUUCGCAACACUGCCAGAGCAAGUGCACAGAAAAUCGGUUAAGAGGGGAUUCGAGUUCACCCUGAUGGUGUUGGGCGAGAGUGGUCUUGGAAAGUCUACCUUGAUAAACAGUCUGUUCCUCGGGGAUCUUUACAAAGACCGACGAAACCUCGAUGCCGCUGAACGCAUUGAAAAGACGACGACGAUAGAAAAGAAGACGAUGGACAUCGAAGAGCGCGGGGUCAGGCUACGUUUAACAAUCGUCGACACACCUGGAUUUGGCGACGCGGUGAACUGCGAGGACACUUGGAAAGCGUGUUCAGCCUAUAUCGACGACCAAUUUCGGCAAUACUUCACGGACGAGAGCGGGUUAAAUAGGAAGAAUAUCCAAGACAACCGAGUACAUUGCUGUUUAUAUUUCAUACCUCCUUAUGGUCACGGACUCCGACAAAUUGAUCUGGAGGUGUUAAAACGGCUGCAUCGCAAAGUGAAUGUGGUGCCUGUAAUUGCCAAGGCAGACACGUUGACUACUUACGAGGUGAAGAUGUUGAAAGACCGAAUACUUGCCGACAUCGAGGAACACGAAAUUCAGAUAUAUCAAUUCCCGGACUGCGACAGCGACGAGGAUGAGGAAUUCAAGCAACAAGACAAAGAGCUUAAGGCGUGCAUCCCGUUCGCUGUGGUUGGUAGCUCAACGGUGCUCGAAGUCGCAGGGAAAAAGGUCCGCGGUCGCCAGUAUCCCUGGGGAGUGGUAGAAGUGGAGAACCCGAAGCACAGUGAUUUCGUGAAAUUAAGGACAAUGCUGAUAUCGACGCACAUGCAAGAUCUGAAAGACGUGACGCAGGACGUGCAUUACGAGAAUUUCCGGGCACAAUGCAUUUCACAAAUUUCACAGCAAGCCAUUCGGGAACGGAGGUAUUUACGCAUUAAACUGAAAAGGGACUCGGGCCCGCACUUUGAAAACAGUAUAUCCGAUACGGACAGGCUACUUCUGCAGAAAGAUGAAGAGAUACGAAGAAUGCAAGACAUGCUGGCACAAAUGCAAGAGAAGUUGAAAGCCACGGGUCAAGUUGGUCCUGGAAUUGGCCUGAGAGGACGAGUCGGUAGCCUUGGGAACGAUCUGGACUCUACGGACGUCGAAAAGAAACGCAACAGUAUUAUAGAUGUUUGAACUUCCCAAGCAUCACGAUAUUACACAUUAACAUUGUCAUUAUCGUAUUUAAUUAUGUUUAAUUUAAUUCUACGUGAAUACGCACAAAACCAUCCAAUGCGUUGAAAAGGAGACCGAGAGAUUUUAUAUGCUCCUGUAUAAACGAUUCGUUGUUAUAUUAGUAAUUCGAAAUUAUCGAAUAAUUCAGAAUCAAUUGAUUAAUUAGAGGAGUUUUUAUCAGUCGUGUUUACCAACGAGUUUUCACUUUUAUAUGCAUAAUACGUAGUUGCUU
Messenger RNA from Frieseomelitta varia, 1816 nucleotides. It is a transcript of the gene Septin4, whose product is annotated as septin-2. The record is from RefSeq and is a predicted model, not a curated record. Gene Ontology annotation, molecular function: GTPase activity; molecular adaptor activity; GTP binding. Lineage: Eukaryota; Metazoa; Arthropoda; Insecta; Hymenoptera; Apidae. Gene Ontology annotation, cellular component: cell division site; microtubule cytoskeleton; septin complex. Bases 370 to 1545 code for a protein of 391 amino acids. Gene Ontology annotation, biological process: regulation of exocytosis; cytoskeleton-dependent cytokinesis. The transcript is spliced from 9 exons.